UGAUGGGGAGGUUUCCUCUAGGUAUUGUUUGAUCGAGGGUAGGGGUAGGAUGAUGUGCUAUAUAACGGAGGUACUAAUACUUUCGCAAUGGGCACUCCCAUGGAGUGUUUCAAUUGUAACGGAGAUGGCCAUUUCGCGAGAGAAUGCCCCAUCGCCAGAGGUAAUCCAAGCGUCUCAGGGAAUUCCGCAGCGGCACCAUCGACUCCUCGUUUCUGGACGCCUAGGCGGACUACUGAGGAUAACGAGGAACGUGAGUUCUUAAGGCAGAUCAUCCAGGAGAAGAAGGAUGAACAAGCAAGGAAGCGUGAGUUGGACGAGCAGAGGAAGUUUGAUGAUAUACUAAAGGCGGAGAUGGCAAGAUAUGCGGAGGCUACAAAGGUCGAAGUCAUGGCGACGGUUGGGCGACAGUAUUUAGGACAGAAGGACGAAGCCCGGAGGGAGGAGUUAAAAAGGGGGUGGUCUCCUCCUCCUAGGAGAAAAGAGAUGUGGAGGACAUUGAUUUGGAGAUCCGGCGAUUGGAACUUUUGCAAGAGAAGAGGCGCCGGGGGAAGAAGGCCGUACGUGGUGGAGUUAACUUCCAUCAGCCUUCCUUCUCUUCUGGGUCGGGAUCAGUGGAGGACUCGACGAUUAGAGGAGAGUGUUCGCGUGAUGGAGUUAGCCACGAUGAAGCAAGAUGAGCUUAAGAGGAUCUGCGCUAGGGAGGGCCUACAGUAUGACACGAAGGGACCGUCCAUCGAUCGUAUAGUGGCGGCCAGAGCUAAGAUUGCAUAUGAGGGCUUCAUUUUCUCACAGCGCCUUCUGCGCCUAGCUCCCCAGAGGGCGCUGCUUCUCAAUCUAGGUGACUGAGGGACUAUGCUUGUUUUAGGCUAUGGGAUAGUUUUCUACAUUGGAUGGGUUGUAGGCUACGGACCUUUAGGGAAGAUGCACCUGCGAGGAUUCGCCUUCUCUUUGAGAAAUGUAUCUCUUUGUAUUGUGUUGGGUUAUCUCUGCUCGGGGAGAUCAAAUAGAAUGUCAAAUUUCAAAGAAUGUUGUGUGCGGUUGAUUGGAACUGAUGGGAUCAUGGACGAGUUGUUUACCUGCUCGCAUCUCCAUGGUGCAAGUCAAAGUAUGUCGGGAGUUCGGUUAGGGGAAUCUUUGUUAGAUGGAAUGAACAUGUUCGUUCUUC
Molecule: messenger RNA, 1165 nt
Organism: Chara braunii
Lineage: Eukaryota; Viridiplantae; Streptophyta; Charophyceae; Charales; Characeae
Source: the annotation of a GenBank genome assembly